This is a messenger RNA of Apis florea (little honeybee), 1368 nucleotides long. RefSeq names its product TBC1 domain family member 22 (gene Tbc1d22). NCBI's taxonomy places the organism in Eukaryota, Metazoa, Arthropoda, Insecta, Hymenoptera, Apidae. Gene Ontology annotation, molecular function: GTPase activator activity. The record is from RefSeq and is a predicted model, not a curated record. Gene Ontology annotation, biological process: activation of GTPase activity.
UUUUUUUUUUUUUUUUUUUUUUUUUUUUCUAUUAAUCAUGUAUAUAAUUUGUUUCUUUAGCGCCUUUGCAUCAACAUCUACAUCAACAUGGUGUAGAUUAUUUACAGUUUUCCUUUCGGUGGAUGAAUAAUUUAUUAACGAGAGAAAUCCCUCUUCAUUGUACAAUUCGUUUAUGGGACACUUAUUUAGCGGAAUCCGAUCGAUUUGCUUCGUUUCAACUUUACGUAUGUGCCGCGUUUCUUCUUCGUUGGAGACGUCAUCUUUUAUUGCAACCAGAUUUUCAAGGACUGAUGUUAAUGCUACAAAACCUGCCUACACAAAAUUGGACAGAUUCAGAAAUAGGAAUAUUAGUAGCGGAAGCGUACAAAUUAAAAUUCACGUUUGCAGAUGCUCCCAAUCAUUUGCAAGCUCAUGAUACCAGGUGACCAUUUUGCGAUGCGUUUAGAUAACGGUGUUAUAAUCGGGAUCAGAAACAUUGGCACAAGUGAUUUUGUGCUAAAUCGAUACGCCUAUUUUUACGAUCAUCGUUUACGUUAUCAUACACCUCGGUGGCUCAUAAUUAAUUUUAGGUUGUUUUCUAUCUGAUUACAAGUUAUGAAUUUUUAAAUGCUUUAUCCUGUAGUUCAAAGAGAAAGUUCUAUGCUUACGUUAUGUUUUUAAAAAAUCAAAUGGUGUUUAUAAAUUUUAUUAUUAUUAUUAUUAUUAUUAUUAUUAUUAUUAUUAUUAUUAUUUUGUUAUUAUUAUUAUUAUUAUUACCAUAAUUAUUAUAAUAUUAUCAUAGCAAUUAUUUUUAAAAUAAUCGAAAUUAAGUUUUCCCGCCAUUUCUCAAUUAAUUAAAAAAUAUACAUGCAAGUUGAAUUAUAAAAAAUGUAACGCGAAUCGAUUAUCACUCAUUUGUGAUUCGUAUUACAUUUGAGUAAUAAUAUAUUUAGGAUUAUUGUGUACAUCAGUAACAUAAAUAAGCGAAAGGUUUUAUAAACCAGCUAUACAAUUAUAUAAUUGUUAUUUUAUGUAGCGAUUACAAGUUUUCUUCUACUCGUAUAAAUUUUCAGUUUGUGUUCGCUCAACAAUGGAAUUGUGUUUUUAAUUUAAACGAAACGAAAGUAUGCAGAAGUAUGUCGAAAUAUAUACAAUUUACAAUAUACAAAACACGUAUAAAUAGAAUAUAUAAGCAACUACAAUGAUAUUAUUUCCGUUUUUGUCAAUUUUUAUUUUUAAAUUUCAAGAUGUUUAUGAAAAGCGAUAUUCGGAAUUUAGAAUCUCGUAUCGGAGAAGAUUUUAAAAUGUGAUCUUUGCCAUGUUAUGCAUUGCCAUAAAGAUAAAGACAUAUAAUUGGAAAGACUAUUAAAUACCUUUAAAAUAUUUGUA